This is a messenger RNA of Mus caroli (Ryukyu mouse), 1922 nucleotides long. RefSeq names its product E3 ubiquitin-protein ligase SIAH1B. NCBI's taxonomy places the organism in Eukaryota, Metazoa, Chordata, Mammalia, Rodentia, Muridae. The record is from RefSeq and is a predicted model, not a curated record. Gene Ontology annotation, molecular function: ubiquitin protein ligase activity; ubiquitin conjugating enzyme binding; zinc ion binding. Gene Ontology annotation, biological process: multicellular organism development; proteasome-mediated ubiquitin-dependent protein catabolic process. Gene Ontology annotation, cellular component: cytoplasm.
UAAGCGACGGAUGGAGGCGGGCUGGUGACAUGGGCGGAGCGCGAAAAUCGGCCUGUGGUCUUAGGCGCAAGGGUGAUCGCAUGCCGCUGUCCGAGAUCAAAGGCCUGGGCAAGUAACUUGUGGCUGUUCUCAGGGUCCCUUCAGCGGUCUCCUUGUAGAGCUACGGUCGAAAGCCAGAGCCGGAGCGAGCCAGGGCCGGAGCGAGCCGGAACCGGAGCUGCCGGAGGGAGGGACUUCCGGUUUCUGGGCCCAAGACAGAGGGCGGGUCAGGAGUCAAGUUCUCGCGAGGCUGCGGCGUGAGAUCGAGAGACCAGGAACUUCAAAAUAGUGGCUGGAAUCCGGGUGACAGCAGGCAUUAAGGGCUGGCUACUGAACUGAAGCUGCUGGAAACUUGGGAAGACCAGGUGUACACUCAGGACCUAGAAUGACCAAGAAUGUGGAACCUUAAAAAAAGGGCGGCGGCCCAGGGUGUCCCAUAGGUCUCCCGUGUGACCAGGAGAGGCAGCGGCGGCGGUGGCAGCGGCAGCAGCAGCAGCUAGCAACCUGGUCAGGGUGCGCUCUCCAUCCACAGAGAUGAGCCGUCAGGCUGCUACAGCUUUACCCACUGGCACCUCAAAGUGUCCACCAUCCCAGAGGGUACCUGCCUUGACUGACACAACUGCAUCCAACAAUGACUUGGCGAGUCUUUUUGAGUGUCCUGUCUGCUUUGACUAUGUGUUGCCACCUAUUCUUCAGUGUCAGAGUGGCCAUCUUGUUUGUAGCAACUGUCGCCCCAAACUUACAUGUUGUCCCACCUGCCGGGGCCCAUUGGGAUCCAUUCGCAACUUGGCUAUGGAGAAAGUGGCCAACUCAGUACUCUUCCCCUGUAAAUAUUCCGCUUCUGGAUGUGAAAUAACUCUGCCACAUACCAAAAAGGCAGAGCACGAGGAGCUGUGUGAGUUCAGGCCUUACUCCUGCCCCUGCCCUGGUGCUUCCUGUAAGUGGCAAGGCUCCUUGGAUGCCGUCAUGCCCCACCUGAUGCAUCAGCACAAGUCCAUUACCACCCUGCAAGGAGAAGACAUAGUUUUCCUUGCUACAGACAUUAACCUUCCUGGUGCUGUUGACUGGGUGAUGAUGCAGUCUUGUUUUGGCUUUCAUUUCAUGUUAGUCUUAGAGAAACAGGAAAAAUAUGAUGGUCAUCAGCAGUUCUUUGCAAUUGUACAGCUGAUAGGAACACGCAAGCAAGCUGAAAAUUUUGCAUAUCGACUUGAGCUAAAUGGUCAUAGGCGGCGAUUAACUUGGGAAGCGACUCCUCGGUCUGUUCAUGAGGGGAUUGCAACAGCCAUUAUGAAUAGUGAUUGCCUAGUGUUUGACACCAGCAUUGCACAGCUUUUUGCAGAAAAUGGUAAUUUAGGCAUCAAUGUAACUAUUUCCAUGUGUUGAAACGGCAAUCAAAUAUUUCUGGCCAGUGUUUAAAAUUUGCAUUUGACUUCACAAAGAAUAAGCCACCCAUCUGCCUGCCAACCUAAAACAUUCCUGGUAGGUAGAAGCUAGACAUGAAGGUGAAUAAAAAGAAAAGCUGAUAAUACAGGAAGCAGUUGCAUGUAGUAACACUAAUAGAUUUUAAAAUAAUUCAACAGUAAACCACUGAAAUACAAUAUAUACCCAAGAUGGGCAUCUUUUGUAUUAAGAAAGGAAACGUUGUAAAAUAUUUCUGAACUUUGUACUUGUUGUAGAUUGAUUGUAUUGUUGACAAUUUUUCAGGGUGGGGGUGUGUGCUUGGUUUUCCUUUAACAAGCCAUCUGCGUGUCAUAGCCCACUGUUUUCCCCUUGUGAGUCAACACAUAGUGCUGCUGUGGUUUUGGUUUGGUUUUGGUUUUUGAUGUGUGUAUUUGCUAAUUUUUAUUCUAGUUUUUCAUUAAAUAAAUUUGACUUUUAUGUCA